UCUAAUUGGUCUGCUCUGACAGGAUUACGCGAGUUUCCUCAAUUGAGCAGCAGCGCCAAGUGAAAGGCUGUGGCAUCCAGGAGAGAAGAUACGGAAAACUCGGCUGUAGUUGCUUCAAAACCACUUUAUCUAUUGUUUUUCUUUCUGCCCAGUGGACUAGAUGCUCGUGUUUGACAGUGGUCGGCGGCUGUAGCUCAAGGAUUCCCGGGUUAAAAGAACCAUCAGGGACAUCGCUGCUGUUUCUGCUGCUGCACCUCUAAUGUGGUUCUCCAACGCGCCCGCAUUUCUCUGAAGCCGCUCUUCAGAUCCCUCAGCCGGCACAAUGACUCGGAUUUUGUGGGAUGCUAUUUUUCUCAUAAGCGGUUCCUUCUUUACAUUUGGAGCAGGUCCGAGCAGUUCAGCUGUGAUUGAAGCGAAUGUUUCCAUCGAGACACUCGCCACCUCUGCUCCAGAUGCAUCCAGUAGCAACUCUUUGACCACCAGUGGCAAAGGAACAAGCACUGCUAACUUUCUUACAAGUAGAAGUUCUCUUUUUACAUCAGAGCAAACAAAUUCAACAGUCGCAGAUGCUGCAGUUAGUCUUAAUACCUCUGCUGCUGCUGCUGCUUCUCGCAGCCCAACAAGCAGCUCCUCGACAACCACCAGCAGCACAACCUCGACAACCAGAAGACCUGCCGCAACGACCAGCAAACGUCCAGUUAAAAAGUUUGUGGCUGCGGCUGUUCGGUCUCACUUCGAUGACUGUCCUGACUCUCAUCGGCAUUUCUGCUUUCAUGGCACCUGCCGCUUCCUGAUCCUGGAGGAGACGCCUGCAUGUGUGUGUCACCCAGGCUUUGUCGGGAUGAGGUGUGAGCACGCAGACCUGCUAGCUGUAGUAGCGACCAACCACAGGAAGCAGGCUGUGGCCACAGUGCUCGUGCUGUGCGUGAUUGGAUGCGUCCUCAUCAUGGUGUUGUGUUCCUUUUUGCACUGCUGGUGGAGGGAGGACUGUCGGAGGCGGAGCCGAGCGCAUCUCUACGUGGCAGAAAAGCACGGAGCGACAUGCUAUCCACCAGAGAGUGUGGUUUGACGGGACGCUGUUUGAAACAUCGUGCGUUUCUGCACGGCGCCUCUGACCCUGGAGAUUCUUCUAAAACGAUCAAGAACAGCAGAGGUAAAGUGCUGCCCUCUUCAAUAUGACUGAGUUGGAGCUUUUCAUGUGGAAAGUGAAAAUGCUCAAGUAUAUUCCUCCCCCAAUCUGCACCACACCGACUGACUGGGGCUUUCAGACUGCAGAAAACGAUGGACGCGUGCGCCUCGCUCUCGCUUUCAGUGGAUACACACUCAGAACUGCGUCAGUCUGUUUGGACCUCAAAUCACGCCUGGAAAAGAGGUCUAUGCCCCGAUUACUGUUUCUGGACGACCCAGAGGACAUCAACCCAACUGACUGCUAAACCAUUUUUAACGAAUGGCUUCAGGAUGACCAUCAGCUUUUCUCAUAACUGAGAAGACCACAGUUCCUAUUUUUAUCCUUUUUUUUAUCGUCUCUGCACGUUUUUCCUCAGAAGUCGUUGCGCACAAAGGACAUUUUUAGUAACUUUUGGUGUGGGGGGAAACUGAUGCUUUAAACAUGUUUUAGUGUCUGUUUUUUAUAAAAGAAGGAACUCACUUCACCUGAUAGAAGUAGGAAUUGUUUAACUGGUCUGACUGACGUCACAUUUUCUGGACUUUAGCUUUUAUAAAACGGUAAUCUGCAACAUAAAGUUGCUCUGAUAAACUUUGGAGGAAAAUUGUCGUAAAUUCCUGCAUUGAAGAUGUCGGUUAAUUUUAAUUCCUGAGCUGUUGAGUGCUUUUCUCAGAUUUGCAAUAUAACGGUACCAACGUAUGCGCAUCCUGGAUGGUCACAUUUUUUGUUCUCUUUGCUAAUUUUUUUUAUUUUUUAUGAAGGUGCACUUUUUUAAGUUUUCUUGCUCUUUUUGUAAAUAUAAACUUUACACACUGCACGUUGCUUUAUGGUAGCAUCCACAUGUGGAGAUGCCAAAAUAAAACCACUAAUUCUGCCUGAAUGAGCACCGAACAAGCACAGUUUGUACUCAUCAUCUGGGGAUGCAUGCGUGGAGUCAUCUAGAAGAAAAGCGGUGUGUUACGGCUUUGGUUCUACUUUGAUUUUUUUUUUUAAAGAGAAAAGCCUCAGAAUGCUUGAAGAACUUUUUGAAGGAAUUUAUAAUGCUGGCAUGCCUGAGUUUGUGCUUUGUGUGUGUGUGUGUGUUUGGGGGGAAAAACGGACUGUACAACGAAUGUUCUGGUAUCUGUAUGCCAAAAAAAAUCUCUUAAGAUGACGAUAAACUUUUUUUGUUUACAAGAUAUACAUUUUUUUCACGUGUCAAAAUCAAAGCAAAUAAGUCUAAUAUAUUAUUAGAAAGAUCUUCUAAAAUGUGUUGUAACUUUACCUGGUUGGAUUUUUGUUGUCACAGCUGGAAAGCCUCACUUAUUUGUUUGCUUUCCAAUGAAAGAUUAAAAAUGAAAGUGUU
Molecule: messenger RNA, 2510 nt
Organism: Poecilia reticulata (guppy)
Lineage: Eukaryota; Metazoa; Chordata; Actinopteri; Cyprinodontiformes; Poeciliidae
Source: RefSeq, a predicted model, not a curated record